CGACUGCCGGCCACGGCCACGGCCCCCGGCCCCGUCACCCGCGCGCCCCACCUUCACGGCCGCUAGCGGCUCUGACGUGAUUGCCAAAGCUGAACCCAAUUGAAGAAAAGCCCCCCCACUACGGAUGCAUGCUUGCAAGCUUAGAAAGCCGAAUGCCGGAGGCCCGUUUCCUCAGCACUUGGACUCAAUUCCCUGAGCUCUCUUCCUGCUGCACGCCCGCACAACCAGCCGACUGAAGUAGACCAGUCACCUUUUGCCUACUUAAGUCGCUUCUGCAACAGAAAGCCCAGCAUGAGCCGCAUCGCUGUGCGUCGCUUCGCGACGACGGCCGUCCGCGCCAUUGACCCGCCCACGGCUUACUCCCUCAACCUCUCCCGCGCGCAAGGCGUCGUCAAGGGCCUCACCGGCGCAAUCGGCAACACCCCUCUCAUCCGCCUCAACCGCCUCUCCGCCGAAACAGGCUGUGAAGUCCUCGGCAAAGCAGAAUUCAUGAACCCAGGCGGCUCCGUCAAGGACCGCGCCGCCCUCUACGUCGUCAAGGACGCCGAAGAGCGCGGCCUUCUGAAACCGGGAGGCACCGUCGUCGAGGGCACCGCGGGAAACACGGGCAUCGGCCUCGCGCACGUCUGCCGCUCGCGCGGCUACAAGCUCGUCAUUUACAUGCCAAACACCCAGUCCCAGGGCAAAAUCGAUCUCCUGCGGCUGCUCGGCGCGGAAGUCUACCCCGUCCCCGCCGUGGCCUUCGAGAACCCGGAGAACUACAACCACCAGGCGCGCCGCCACGCCGAGAAGCUCGACAACGCGGUGUGGACGAACCAGUUCGACAACACGGCCAACCGCCGCGCGCACAUCGAGACCACGGGCCCCGAGAUCUGGGAACAGACGCAGGGCAAGAUCGACGCCUUCACCUGCGCCACGGGCACCGCCGGAACCCUGGCCGGAACGACGCGCUACCUAAAAGACAUCUCCAACGGCCGCGUGAAAUCCUUCCUCGCCGAUCCCCCCGGUAGCGUGCUGCACUCGUACGUCUCCUCGGGCGGCCAGCUCGUCGAGCGGAGCGGGUCCAGCAUCACCGAGGGCAUCGGCCAGGGCCGCAUCACGGACAACCUGCAGCCCGACAUCGGCCUCGUCGACGGGUCGCUGACGAUCGCCGACGAGAAGAGCAUCGAGAUGGUGUACCGCUGCCUCGACGAGGAAGGGCUGUACCUCGGCGCCAGCUCGGCGCUGAACGUCGUCGCUGCCAAGGAGGUGGCGGAGAAGCUCGGCAAGGGGAACACCGUCGUGACGAUCCUGUGCGAUGGCGCGUAUCGGUAUGCCGAGCGGCUGUUCUCGCGCAAGUGGCUUGAGGAGAAGAAGCUUCUGGGGGCGAUACCGAAGCAUUUGGAAAAGUACAUUGUUUUGCCUUGAACGGAAUAAGGUAGUGUAGUUGGUUGGUAGGUUGUAGAGCGGACCUUGUCUUUGGUCGUUGGUUGUGUGCGUAUUGUGUUGUAUACAUAGAUAAUUUUACAUAUCAGCUGUACAUAGCCCCUUUUUGGAG
This is a messenger RNA of Colletotrichum acutatum, 1537 nucleotides long. RefSeq names its product cysteine synthase. NCBI's taxonomy places the organism in Eukaryota, Fungi, Ascomycota, Sordariomycetes, Glomerellales, Glomerellaceae. Bases 292 to 1407 code for a protein of 371 amino acids. Gene Ontology annotation, cellular component: cytoplasm. The record is from RefSeq and is a predicted model, not a curated record. The transcript is spliced from 2 exons.